UACAGCCUGCUUACUUUUUUUGGGGGGGGACACUGGUGAUGUUAUUUUAGGAGAAAGCCAAGUGAUAUCUUAAGGCAAAAGGACUCCUUUCAUUGUUUCAUUCGAAAAAAAGUUUUGUAGGUUAUUUUUUUUAAACUGAAUUUUUAGACGGGCCUUUUAAGUAAGACAUGCUGACGUUAAGAAUAGUGUUUUUCUUCAGUUUGGUGCUCACGGUAUCAGGUCAAGAUUUUGAUCUCAGUGAUGCAUUUGAUGAACCUAAACCAACAGCUAAACCAACACCUAAAUCUCCUCCUAAAAUUCCAAAUACACCUCCAAAAAAUCCAUCGAAUGAGUUUGACCUGGGAGAUGCUUUUGGAGAAGGAGUUGACCCCAAGCCAACUGUUAAACCUCCAAUAAAGAAUCCUGGAAGUUCAGGUGGAAACUUUGGGGAUUCAGACUUGCAUGAUGUUGCAGGAGAUGAUGGAUAUCAACCAGAUAAAGGAAAAGGAGGUCCGCAUGUUGGUCCUGCAUCGGAUGGUGAGCAGUAUGAGGAAGGAGGAGCUCAAGAAGGUGGCAAGGUGGCUGGGAUAGUGGGUGCAGUGGCAAUGGCUUUAGUGGGAGCAGCCUCUAGCUACUUCGCUUACCAGAAGAAGAAGCUCUGCUUCAAACAAAGUGGUGAUGUUGAAAGUGGUAAUAAAGGCCAAAGAGGAACUAAUUCAGCUCUCCAGGUCUUCAGCAGCCUGCUUCAGCACAAUACAGCUUAAUUCCCAGGAGUAACUUGGAGAAGAAUGACAACUUUUCUGCUUGCACACCAACCUAAAAGAUGGGAAAAAAAAGAAAAACAACCAUGUAGAUCAUCUGGAACAAUGUUUCUAUUUUUCAGCAUUUAAAAUUUUAUAAUAGAUUGCCUACCUUGUUGGUCUUAGUUGGAUGCUCUGACUUAGUAUGUUUUGUUUUGUAAUCGUACUGAAAUGUCGGUUCUGUACUGAUGUUACUGUAUGUCCUACGUCUCAUGCUAACUGAAUGAUCAUACAUUUAACUUGUGCCACUACUAUUCCAAACAAAAUAAUGUUAAUGAAAGCUUGUUCUAGAUUCACAAAUAAUUAAUUUACCUGCAAUGUUUGUGUGUCUUGAAAUGUAGUAUUUAGGAUAUGUUAUUGCUGUUCCUUUCAUUGUCUAAAUCACUAUUGUUCUGGAUAGGAAUAUGGAGUUCUGAAGAUGGGACUCGGCUCUAAGAUAAAGAAUACAGAGCACAUUUACAUCUCUUAACUUUUUAAUUCAUUUUUUCUUUUUUAAAUUCGGUCAGUGGUUACGAUUUACAGCCAUUACAGUGUUUGCUUGCAGAACAGCCCUUCAGCUGUCUGUGGCAUCUUCCUUAUUUGCCCCAAGUAUCCAGAGCUGCCUACUUUACACUUCUUCUAAUCCUGCCAUCAUGCUGUACCCUUUUACUACAUUUAUCAUUCUGUUGAACCCUUUCUAGUCUUCCUUUUGGUCAGCACAAGACAUUGUUUCACACUGAUUUAUACAUUUGCACAUUUAGUAAGAAAUGUGUUGAUAUCAAGCAGUUUACUCCUCACAAAAAAGUGUAGAAUAGUAUUUAAUACUAAUGUGCUUUAAGCCAUCUGAUAUUGGCACUGCAGCUGCAAUUUCUGCCAAGGAACUGAUAAAUCUAAAGCUGACUUCCAAUGCCCCAUCCAAGUUUUAUUAGUAAGAUUUUCUAAAGACUUUGAUUUGAAGUUUUUGCACAUAUUGAGGAUGGUGCGAAUAGAUGUCAUCUCACUGAGCAGUGACUGUUCAGACUGACAGUAACUUAUGCUGACAUUGCUUCACUUUAUGCAGUACAUUUCAGGAACAUAAUAAUAAUAAUAAUACAUUUUAUUUGUGUAGCACCUUUGCCAUGCUCAAGGUGCAUACAUUUCUGACAUUUAGAAUGUUUUUUCAAUAAAGUAAAACUCCAAAAUAAUUACAGUAAUGACAACAUUGGAUGUCCUUUGAUGAUAUUUGUAAUGUCAACCCAAAACUUAAAAUAUAUUUUGAUAGCAGAAGGAAACUUUAGUAGUGUAUAUCAUUUCUUGUUGCUUUACUCUGACUGACCUGCAUUACCAUAAGAAAGCAGCAUUUUGUUUUUGGAUAGAGGAAAAUAAUACCACAGUAAAAUUGUUUGUUCGUUCUGUGAUAACGAAAACAUUUUUUUAUUGUUUUUUAAACUUAGCCCUCAUACAGAGUAUUUAAGAAAUAUACUAAAAUAUUGAAUGUUCUGUAGUGAGUGUAACUCUCUUUUCCUUCAUUUUAAAUUGGGCUGAAGUAUGUAGAAUUUGCCUGUAUAUUUUUAAUUGCACACUAUACUGCAGUUGGUUGUACCUGUUAUGUUUAUUUGAAUUAAUUAUUCAGAGCAUUUUCUUUUCCAUUUGUAAAACCCUGAAGUUGUUCUGGAGAAUCUUCAGGUCCAGUACUACAAGUUUUUUCUACUUUACAGUCUUCAGGAAUUCUGUACGUCUCUUUCAGUUUUAAGUUUCUCCUCAAUCUUUUUUUUUUUUUUUUUUUUUUUUUUUUUUUUUGCUCUUCUUUAUGGGGGAACAGAAACUGAAUUUAAUUGCAUCUCCAUUUGUUAGUUUUGUCGUUUUUUUAAUAGUUAUGAAAUACUUUGGAUGCAGUGCAUUUCUAAGCGUAAAUAGUAUUAUGUAUUUGAUCAUUGUAAUACGAAGAAAUGUCGCUAUUUCUAAGGAAAAUCAAGGCAGUUUCUAUUCAGUAAUUUUGAUCUGUGUUUUAUUACUUUACACCUUUUGUAUUUUUGCGAUGAUUUGAGGCCAUUUCAUCAACUGUAAAUAUUGAUGACUUUUGGUUUAUCUGCAAGAUCUGUUACAUUUUUUUUUUUUCCCUUCCUUAAACCCUUUUCUGAGCAUGAUUUUAUUACUAAGAUGUUUUGCACAUGAAUCCCCUACUUGGAGCUAAUCUCUUGUAAAUUAAAAAAAUAAAUAAACCAACUUUA
Erpetoichthys calabaricus (reedfish) is the source of this 2968-nucleotide messenger RNA. RefSeq names its product CD99 antigen-like. NCBI's taxonomy places the organism in Eukaryota, Metazoa, Chordata, Cladistia, Polypteriformes, Polypteridae. The record is from RefSeq and is a predicted model, not a curated record. The transcript has 11 exons. Bases 168 to 743 code for a protein of 191 amino acids. Gene Ontology annotation, biological process: positive regulation of neutrophil extravasation; homotypic cell-cell adhesion; T cell extravasation.